AUUAGGUCCAUACCUACGCACACAACAAGCCAUUUGAAAAGAGGGAGUGCGCGAGAGAGAGGGAAGAAAAAUGGAGAAAGCAGGAGGCGUUAGGGCUGUCGUGUCUGCAAUGGAUGCUUACGAGAAGCUGGAGAAGGUAGGAGAAGGGACGUACGGGAAGGUGUACAAGGCGAAAGAGAAGGCGACGGGGAAGAUCGUGGCCCUCAAGAAGACUCGCCUCCACGAGGACGAGGAAGGCGUACCUCCCACCACUCUCCGCGAGGUCUCCAUCCUCCGCAUGCUCUCCCGCGAUCCCCACGUCGUCAGGUUGAUCGAUGUCAAACAAGGUCAGAAUAAAGAAGGGAAGACAGUACUCUACUUGGUCUUUGAGUACAUGGAAACUGAUCUCAAAAAGUUCAUACGGAGCUUCCGUCAAACAGGAGAGAACAUUCCUGCCAGAAUCGUUAAGAGUUUGAUGUUCCAACUUUGCAAAGGUGUUGCUUUUUGCCACGGUCACGGAAUCUUACACAGGGAUCUAAAACCUCACAAUCUCUUGAUGGACCCAAAGACAUUGGUGCUUAAAAUAGCAGAUCUGGGACUUGCUCGAUCAUUUACCGUACCAAUUAAGAAGUACACUCAUGAGAUAUUGACUCUGUGGUAUAGAGCUCCUGAAGUCCUUCUAGGAUCUACCCAUUACUCAACUGCCGUAGAUAUGUGGUCUGUUGGCUGUAUAUUUGCCGAGCUCGUCACAAAGCAAGCACUCUUCCAAGGGGAUUCUGAACUGCAGCAACUCCUCCACAUAUUCAAGUUAUUAGGUACUCCAAAUGAAGAAAUGUGGCCUGGUGUAAGCAGCCUGAUGCAUUGGCAUGAGUACCCCCAAUGGAGGCCAAAACCCGUGUCAACCGCUGUUCCUAAUUUGGAUAAAGAUGGGCUGGAUCUGCUAUCUCAAAUGUUGCAGUAUGAGCCCUCAAAGCGUAUUUCAGCUAAGAAAGCUAUGGAACAUCCCUACUUCGAUGAUCUGAACAAGGACUCUCUCUGAACAGAAAAGCCAUCCGGAUGGGAAAUUUUCUGCUGUAGGAAAUUUUAUCUGCUUGCCUUAAGCAAACCUUCCAAGUCAUGUUAAAUUUUGUUUUAGGAUGAAGAAUUUGUUCUAGAUUUGAUUGCUGUGAACACUGCUUUUAAGAUUUUAAUGACAAUAUAUGGUUGCUUAGGUGCCUCCAUAAUUUCAAAUUGCA
Molecule: messenger RNA, 1214 nt
Organism: Carya illinoinensis
Lineage: Eukaryota; Viridiplantae; Streptophyta; Magnoliopsida; Fagales; Juglandaceae
Product: cyclin-dependent kinase B2-1
Exons: 8
Coding region: 71-1018 (315 amino acids)
Biological process (GO): regulation of G2/M transition of mitotic cell cycle; regulation of gene expression; protein phosphorylation
Cellular component (GO): cyclin-dependent protein kinase holoenzyme complex; cytoplasm; nucleus
Molecular function (GO): cyclin-dependent protein serine/threonine kinase activity; cyclin binding; ATP binding
Source: RefSeq, a predicted model, not a curated record